AUGGGUGCGGCAGACCGUGCCAAAAACCGUGAGCCUCCCCCUGAGGUCAAAUCACUCAUCGACAUAUUUCCGGGUGUCUCCGCCGCCCUUCUUAUCCGCGUCUUCGAGGGGAAGUUGAAGGCGACUGAACUUAUACGCUUCAAAGAGAAGUCAGUCACCGAGCUAGAUCAGGAGGAUAGAGUCUUCAAAAUGACCAAAUCGGGAGGCACAGUGGGCUUCAAGAAGGCAGCAGCGUCGCUUAAGGACUGGGGCCCUAACCCUCAGAUAUGGACGACUUGCUUUCUUGCCUAUCUGGCCGUUGUAGGGUACCUCUUCGGCGAGAAACAUCCUAAGGCAAUUCCCAACCUCCUCAUAUUUAUGAGGCAGAUCCUGGACUUCGCUCAGACUUAUCAGUGGUCGGAAGCAGUUCUCCCACUUGCCCUUAAUUUCCACCAAUACAUACUGGAUAAAGGAGAGCUAUCGACGGAUAACUACCUGGUCACAGGCCCAUUUCGCGAGAAAUACCUCCGCCACAAUCUCACCCUACCUACGAAGUCACUAACAAAUCCUCCAGCCCGGCCUCGUCAAGCCAGGAAUACCAGGUCUUCGAAUAAUGAGACAGAGGUUUGCGAUAAGUUCAAUACGAUAGGGUGCUCCUAG
Molecule: messenger RNA, 639 nt
Organism: Penicillium odoratum
Lineage: Eukaryota; Fungi; Ascomycota; Eurotiomycetes; Eurotiales; Aspergillaceae
Exons: 2
Coding region: 1-639 (212 amino acids)
Source: RefSeq, a predicted model, not a curated record